UCUUCUCUAUUCAAAAGCUUUAUUUUCUCAAUUCCAUUAAACUCAUUUUCAAUGGUGCGACUCAUUGUGUUUUCAGUACUGUUGCUACUUGUAUCUCAUGUCGUCUCGUCACACUUCAUCGUUGAGACUCUACCUGGAUUUGAUGGAAAACUUUCAUUUACACUCGAAACAGGUUACAUUGGUGUUGGAGAAGAUGAACAAGUGCAGCUGUUUUAUUUCUUCAUACAAUCUGAGAGAGAUCCAGAGAAUGAUCCUCUCAUGAUUUGGCUCACCGGAGGUCCUGGUUGUUCUGCUCUAUCGACAUUUUUUUAUGAGAUGGGUCCUUUAACCUUUGAUUAUGCAAAUUCUAGUGGAAAUUUCCCAAAAUUGGAGUUGAACUCAUAUUCUUGGACCAAGGUGGCCAACAUAAUAUUUAUAGAUCAACCUGCUGGCACCGGCUAUUCAUAUGCAAACACUUCAGAAGCUUACAACUGUAGUGAUACCCUCUCUGUAACUCUAACUUAUGACUUCCUUAGAAAGUGGCUUAUGGAGCAUCCCGAGUAUCUCAAGAAUCCAUUAUAUGUUACUGGUGGUUCCUACUCAGGCUUUUUUGUUCCACCGCUUACUCGCAAAAUAUAUGAUGGUAUUGAAGUUGGUGACAAACCUCAACUAAAUAUCAAAGGAUAUAUACUAGGCAAUGCUCAAACAGAUAGAUUCAUCGACUUUAAUGGUAGAGUCAGAUAUGCUAAUUGUAUGGGACUUAUUUCAGAUAAGAUCUAUCAGUCCACUAAAGCAAAUUGCAAUGGGAACUACAUUGACGUUGAUCCAAAUAACACAUUAUGUCUAAAUGAUCUUCAGAAAGUAGACAGGUGUCUCAAGAACAUACAAUGGACACAUAUUUUAGAACCUUGGUGUGACCUUGAAUCUUUUAUGAGCAUUCUCCAAGAAACUCCUACAAAUGGCCAGUCAGUAUUUCCAAUUGCAGGACCAUGGUGUCGAGAAAAGAAUUACAUAUACUCGUAUGUUUGGGCAAACAAUAAAGCUGUCCAGAAAGCACUAAACGUUCGUGAGGGAACAAUAUUGGAGUGGGUUAGAUGCAAUGAAAGCAUGCAUUAUAGAGGUAAGGAGAGAACCGAGUCAUAUGUUUAUGAUGUCCCAAGUGCCGUUGAUGAUCAUCGCCAUCUCACCAGCAAAUCCUGUCGAGCACUAAUUUAUAGCGCUGACCAUGACAUGAUUGUUCCUCAUUUGACCACGGAAGAAUGGAUAGACACUUUGAAACUGCCAAUUGUAGAUGAUUGGGAGCCUUGGUUAGUUGACGCUCAAGUUGCAGGAUACAAAAUGAAGUAUUUACAAACUGAUUAUGAGCUGACAUAUGCAACUGUUAAGGGUGCGGGUCAUACAGCUGCUGAAUACAAGCCGGAACAAUGCUUGUCAAUGGUUGAUAGGUGGUUUUCCGGUGACCCUCUUUAGUUUCACCAUCGCAAGACAUUAAUGUACUUACUCAUUUGAUUUUCUCGAUCGACAUAAUUAAGUUGCUUCUUUGACAACUUAUAUAGCAACACCAACAUUAAGCAUGUCUGUCAUGUAAUCUUGACAUGGAAAAUCACAUGUUAAAAUAUAUAUGAUUCGAGGUUGACGCUAUUUAUAUUCCUUUGUACUUUGUACUAAGCGAAAUUGGAGAAAGGAAGUACUUAUCGAA
Messenger RNA from Solanum pennellii, 1678 nucleotides. RefSeq names its product serine carboxypeptidase-like 18. Gene Ontology annotation, molecular function: acyltransferase activity, transferring groups other than amino-acyl groups; serine-type carboxypeptidase activity. The record is from RefSeq and is a predicted model, not a curated record. NCBI's taxonomy places the organism in Eukaryota, Viridiplantae, Streptophyta, Magnoliopsida, Solanales, Solanaceae. Bases 52 to 1449 code for a protein of 465 amino acids. The transcript is spliced from 14 exons. Gene Ontology annotation, biological process: secondary metabolic process; proteolysis.